Molecule: messenger RNA, 3493 nt
Organism: Pomacea canaliculata
Lineage: Eukaryota; Metazoa; Mollusca; Gastropoda; Architaenioglossa; Ampullariidae
Product: major facilitator superfamily domain-containing protein 8-like
Biological process (GO): transmembrane transport
Cellular component (GO): lysosomal membrane
Molecular function (GO): transmembrane transporter activity
Source: RefSeq, a predicted model, not a curated record
AACAUGCUCUUCUGUUGGUCCCAGCUAAUCACAGGUAAACCCUGAACACGUCCCACUCACUGGCCCCACUUCCACAACUCCCACACGGAGAUAAUAAUUAUUGUUCAUGCUCACCUUCGAGACAAAGCAACGGACGAAGUGUCUCUUCAAGAUAGGGGUGGGUGAAGGAAGGCAGUUGGUGCUAUUUAUAGCGAAUGACUGACCGGGCGACCAGCGGGUGACACGGGUGGCGACAAUGCUGCGAUAAGGCGAGAGCACGUGACGGCACGCUCAGGUAGCAAACCUUUGAUCUUCCCAUCAGCAGCCGUCACAUGAGGCAAGGGACAAUAAUCCUGGACUAGGAGAACACGUUUUGCGUGCUACCACCAUCAUCUCUUGACACUACAGCCACCCAGACGUAGGAUGGACGACGGCAACGAUGACAACGAGAGGUCGCCGUUGCUGGCCGGACCUGACCAAGUCAGUCACCCUGAAGACACCAAGGGGUCGGUCCACGUGACACUAGACGUGAAAAUACACCUUGAUGGCUAUCGCAGUCGCUGGAACUCGAUCCGUGUCAUGUACCUGACGAUGUUCAUCAGUGCCGUCACCUUCACCAUCACCAUGUCGACCAUCUGGCCCUACCUCCAAGUGAUGGACGCCUCUGCCACCCCCAGUCUGCUAGGUUGGGUGGUGGCAGCCUUCAGCCUGGGGCAGCUGGUGGCCUCCCCCAUCUUCGGCCUGUGGUCCACCAAACGCAGAUCCUCGCGGGAACCGUUGGGUGUGUCGCUGCUGCUGCAGGUGGGCGCAAACGUCUUCUACGCCUACGUGCCGAGUGUGGAUGGUGACCGCGGCCUUUACCUGGCGGCGGCGCGCUGCCUCAUGGGAUUUGCUUCAGGUAACGCUGCAGUCGUCCGGGCCUAUGUGUCAGGGGCUACAACUCUGAGUGAACGCACCGCCGCUAUGGCUAACGUGAGCAUCUUUCAGUCCAUGGGCUUCAUUCUCGGACCAGACGGCCUUGGUGUCGAUUGGAUACCCGGGACCCGUAGAAACCACUUGGCUUCACCUGGACAUGUACACAACACCUGCAUUCUUGAGCGGCCUUUUGGCUUCUCAUUAAUCUGGUGCUGCUCGUCCUGGUGUUCCGUGAGCACGUCGUGCAGGAGCACGUCAUCGUCAACGACAUUCAGUCAGUCAAUGCAGAGGUCGCUAGCGACACGGGCCCUCCAGACUACGUGGCCGUUUACGUGUACCAUAGUCCUUUUCUUCGUUGUCUUCUUCGUCUUCACCAUCUUCGAGACGAUUGCCACCCCACUGGGGAUGGAUAUGUACGGGUGGAGUAAGCCUCAGGCAUCCUUGUACAUGGGUAUCGUGCUUGCAGGGGCUGGAAUCCUUGCCAUAGUGGUUUUUCUCGUAGUAAAACUACUGGCUAAGCGGUUUGACAGUCGACUCCUGUUAAUCGCCGGCUACGUGUUCUGCUUCGUUGGAUUUUUCAUCUUUUUACCGUGGGGACACAAACUUCCAGUUAUGGGCUAUGCAGACAUUGUGACUCCGUUUCGACCAAACAUCACCCACACAACCAUGGCGUUGUCACCUCGUGACCUCACCCACUUCCUGCCCAGUCGUGUUGCCAACGGUAACGAAAUCGCAGCGCCACUUACGUCCGAUCUACGAUACACUCAGGACUUCCGAAGUGACCCUACCUCCCUCCUAGAUGUCACCACCUCGACAACCACCAACGUCACAGCAGCACCGGAGGGGUGUCCAUGGUCCUUUGCCUGGUGCGGGCAGGUGCCGCAGGUUCGGCUCCAGCAGUUCCUGGGUGGGACCGUGGCCAUAGCCAUUGGCUAUCCUGUCUGCAAUGUGAUGACGUAUACUCUCUUCUCGAAGGUUCUUGGUCCACAGCCACAGGGACUGUGGAUGGGGUAUCUGACCGCCACUGGCAGCCUGGCCCGCACCCUGGGGCCCAUCUUCGUGUCGCAGAUAUACGACGCCUACGGACCACGAGUGACGUUCGCGUCUGCGUGCGCGGUGUUGCUGCUGACAGUCGGUCUCUGUCUCCUGUCCUACCGUCGUCUGCUGCCGUUCAGCGACACACCAUACCGCCGUCGCCCUGACGACGAAUAUACGUAGCCUUCCUGGGCAUCAAACUGUGCAAAAUAAACAGCCAUCUUGCUUUCUACACACAUGUUUAUGUCUGCACACGUAACAAUGUUCUGACACGUAACCAGUUUUACCGGUGAAGUUUGUGAAGGAAAGUUUAAAAGAUUUUGAGAUUUCCGGUCGUGUGGAAGAUGCGACUAAAAGUAUGAAGUUAAGGGUAGUUUGCGCGACUAGAAGUAUGAAGUAAAUGGUUGGUACUGUACGUAGGAAUGCGCGCGCAUGCGAUGUUUUCAAGACAACUGCGUGACGUCACAUGUCGGUUGCUGAUUGGGCUGCGGCCCUUCAGUGACGUCAGAAAUAUGAAAUGAGUUCGGAUAAUCUUGUAACACCAGUAUAAAUGUGUAUGUGUGUAUACCAGUGUAAGCAUGUAAAUUUUGACAGCAAAACAAAACGACAGCUUACGUCCAGCACUUUGAUAGUCAUACGGGGACACAAUGGUUGUGCUAAAAAAAAAAAAAAACCGGAACAUUUGGCUGGUUUGAAAAUAUAUCCUCUUUGUGACAACAUAGAUCAGGUGUAUAUUUCUGUGACCUGUUAAUAUCAGCACUGCACUAAAAAUCUUGUAGCUUAUCGCCAAAUUUUUGCGCUGAUUGUCACAAUCCAUCAAACUUUUGAUCAGGUCGGGAUAUGCCUUAUUCACUGGAAAUGAGAUUUCAGUAUAAAACAAUCUUGGAGACAACGACAGAUGGACAGAAAAAAAGAAAAACUCCUUUAACUAAGAAGUUUUUAUUUGAAGACAUUAGCUGUCAUGGCAGAAGCAAAGUACCCCCUCCCCAAACAGCCCUCCCAGAGACAUAAAGCCUAUACAUCACAGACCUGAAAAAAGGAGAUGAAGAAACCCCAUGAAUAAGCUGUAUGUUGUGUUCCAAAAUGGAACUUUAGAAACACAGAUAUUAGCAAAUAUAAAAGCAUCCCUUCCUAGUAAAGCCUCAAGUUGAACCUAAGUCACUCAUUUACAGGUAAAGGGAGGAAAGAGGCAUGGAAUGAAGCAUCUUGUGGCAGACCACAUAAACUCUGGGACUAACGCAUGGACGGCAAAGAAAAGCAUUCACUAAGAGAUAAUGUUCUGAUAAACAGAUCUAGAUGUUAUUUCACAAUUACAACAAAGUAUUUACAAAUAUAAAUAUUUUUUAAAAAUACAAAGAAAACAGAUGGUAUUAGUCCCAUGCAGAAAACCUGGUGACUCUACAUACCACAAAAGUGUUCAUUAGAGAAAAUGCUAUAAUUAAAGAGAAUAAAAAUGCUUGUAAAAAAAAUCCUCUAUCAUGAGAUCGCUUUGCUCACAAUCUGCAAUUGCAUGUGAAUGCCAUCAUAGAAACUCGUCAAACAGAAGAGCUAAAAAAAAAAAAAA